Messenger RNA from Fulvia fulva, 1629 nucleotides. RefSeq names its product Choline transport protein. The transcript has a single exon. Gene Ontology annotation, cellular component: membrane. Gene Ontology annotation, biological process: transmembrane transport. Gene Ontology annotation, molecular function: transmembrane transporter activity. NCBI's taxonomy places the organism in Eukaryota, Fungi, Ascomycota, Dothideomycetes, Mycosphaerellales, Mycosphaerellaceae. The record is from RefSeq and is a predicted model, not a curated record. Bases 1 to 1629 code for a protein of 542 amino acids.
AUGGAGCUGGAAAAGGAUGAGAAGGCGCAACCUCACAUUGACGAACGCAGUCCUGGAAACAGCAGUCUGGACAUCAACGGACUGGUCAAUGCAUCUGGCCAUGUCCAGGAGAUUGACCGCAGCUGGGGUAUCUGGUCAAUCUGCUCGCUCGCCUUGAUUAGCGACAAUGCUUGGGCUGCUGGAGCUGGUUCAAUCGUGCUCGCGCUCUACAACGGCGGCGGUCCGGGUGUGAUGCAUGGACUCAUCGUGGCGACAUUCUUCUACUGCUUCAUUGGCACCAGUCUAGCAGAACUUUCCUCAGCAAUCCCGAGCAGCGCGAAUGUAUACCACUGGGCAUCUGUAACUCCAGGACCAAAGUAUGGCCGCGUUUGUUCGUGGUUCGCAGGCUGGUGGAAUUGCAUCGCCUGGAUUUUUGGUUGUGCGUCCAAUUCGCUGUUCGCAGCGAAUGCUGUGGUGGCGAUGUGGAGUGUUUAUCAUCCAGCCUACGUGCCGCAGAGAUGGCAUAUUUUCAUGUGCUACCUUGAAAUCAUCUGGAUCGACAACGCGAUAGUGUGCUUUGGGCAGAAGAGGAUAGCACAGUUCGCCAAUGUGUCUGGCGUUGCUUGUCUCACAUUGUUUGUGGUUUGCACGUUGACUGUUGCAAUCAUGCCUAGUCAGACUGGGUACGGCUAUGCCAGCAACUCGUUUGUUUGGGGCGACUUCCAGAACUUGACGGGCUGGUCAAGCAAUGGCCUGGUCUUUGCCAUGGGAAUGCUGAAUGGUGCUUACACUGUGGGAACAACCGACGCAGCAUGCCACCUGUGCGAAGAGAUCCCAAAGCCGCGAGUCAACAUUCCCAAGGGCAUUGCUGCGCAAUUGCUUGCCGCCUUCAGUACUGCUUUUAUAUUUUACACUGCGGUGCUAUACGGUGUAACAUCGUUGGACGACGUCUUUGCAAGCAAUAUUACGUCCCUCCCGUUGGCAGCCAUGUUCCAGCAAGCAACACGAUCCAACGCAGGCACGAUGGCGCUCCUGGUACUCUACUUCUUCGACAUUCUUAUCACGAUCCCCGGUGCAUGGGUUACUGCUGGCAGAAUGCUAUGGGUUCUCGGACGAGACAAUGCUACGCCCUUCCCAAACUUCGUAGGGGAGGUUUCAACACGCUGGCGGAACCCGUUCAAUGCACAGAUCAUCUGCUGUUGCGCCGCCACUGUGCUCGGUCUGAUCUACAUCGGCUCAGCCACAGCCUUCAACGCCUUUGUCGCGUGCUUCUCGCUCUUCACAACGAUCUCGUACGCCACUGCCAUUCUGCCGCAUCUGCUGACAGGCAGGAAGUACGUCAAGCCAGGACCAUUCUACAUGAAGGGCGCACUCGGCUACGUUGUGAUGGGAAUCGCAUGUGCUUACAUCAUUGUGUUCAAUGUCAUUUACAUGUUCCCUUACACAAACCCGGUGACAGAUCCGCAGCUGAUGAAUUGGACGAGCGUCAUGUUCGCAGGUAUCACGUCUUUGCUGGUUAUUGGGUAUUUCUGGAAGAGGAGCAGAGGAUAUGUUGGGCCUCGAGUCGUUAUGGAUGCGAAGGAUAAUGUCAUGGAAGGAGUGAUAGGUCUGGAUAAGGAGAUCCAAGCAAGAGCGAGGCAAGCGAGGUAG